Molecule: messenger RNA, 1086 nt
Organism: Protopterus annectens (West African lungfish)
Lineage: Eukaryota; Metazoa; Chordata; Ceratodontiformes; Protopteridae
Gene: RWDD4
Product: RWD domain containing 4
Exons: 9
Coding region: 188-760 (190 amino acids)
Molecular function (GO): protein binding
Source: RefSeq, a predicted model, not a curated record
CUGGUAUGCGAGAGGUUAGAGUUGAAAGUUGAUAGGGGCUACAAGGCUGUCAGUUUGUAGAAGGCAAGCUUUGAGGUAGAUUUGUACUAUCGCUGCAGUAAGAGGAACGGAUUGUAUUGCUUAUGUGAUUCACUCCUUUUUUUAAGAGCAUAUAGGUCUUGGAACUGCCUCCACAGGUUGUACAGUUAUGACUGCUAACGAGGAUCAAGAGAUGGAGCUGGAAGCCUUGCGUUCCAUUUAUGAAGGAGAUGAGUGUUUUAAGGAACUGAGCCCCACCUGUUUUCAGUAUAGGAUUGGUGACCUUGGAAACCCCAAAGCAUUUAUUGUAGAAGUUUCUUGGCCAGAGACCUACCCAGAAACUGUACCAGUAGUAUCAAUGAAUACAUUCUUCAACAACAGUAUCUCCCAGCCAGUGAAACAGAGUAUAAUAGCUAAACUACUGGAAGAAGCAGAAGCAAACCUUGGAACAGUUAUGACAUACACGUUAUUUGAAUAUGCCAAGGAUAAUCAAGAAAAGCUUAUGGAAAACCAUGAACCUUUUAGCAGUGCGGUGAUGAUGUCAUCAGAACCUAACAGUACUACAGUAUCUUCAAAUAAUGCCUCUUCAAGCAAGAAAAAAGAAAAAAAAGAUCAGCUAUCAAAAGCACAAAAAAGAAAACUUGCUGAAAGAACAGAUCACAGAGGAGAGCUUCCUAGAGGGUGGAACUGGGUAGAUGUAAUAAAGCAUCUAAGCAAAACAGGCGGCAAAGAUGAUGACUAAAAGGUUUGUUUUCGUGAUGAUGGAUGCAUCGAUUUCUGGAAGUUUUCUGGAUUCCCAGGACUUUUAAAAAGAGCUGCUGGAAUACCUUACCUUUUUCAGUCUUUCUAUAUUUAUUAACACCAUAAACAUUUUGAACUGUUUUUUUAUAAAUAUUACAUUAUAAAGUGGGUUUAGACUUUAUAUAAGACUAAAAACUGCUUUUAUCUGUUAUCAAAGACUGUCAUGUUAACAUACAUACAGACACAGUGCAGUUAUGAAAUGUAUAAACUUUCUUGGUAAUUUAACCAGUACCCUAUGUGAUGGCAAUAAAAGUACUUAGGAUAGAA